Neospora caninum is the source of this 510-nucleotide messenger RNA. Its product is annotated as AT4G21860 protein, related. Gene Ontology annotation, molecular function: peptide-methionine (R)-S-oxide reductase activity. Bases 1 to 510 code for a protein of 169 amino acids. Gene Ontology annotation, biological process: protein repair; response to oxidative stress. The record is from RefSeq and is a predicted model, not a curated record. NCBI's taxonomy places the organism in Eukaryota, Apicomplexa, Conoidasida, Eucoccidiorida, Sarcocystidae. The transcript is spliced from 5 exons.
AUGUCGAUCAUGCCUCCCGAGGAUUCCAUGAAAACCGAAGUGUCGCCUUUUCCUGCGGCCAAGACCGACGCGCAGUGGAAGGUGCUGCUCACACCGGAGCAGUUUCGCAUCCUUCGCAAGAAAGGCACCGAGGCGCCCGGAACAGGCUACUACAACAAGGUGUUCCCGACUAAAGGAUACUUUGCUUGCGCAGCGUGUAGACACCCUCUGUAUCCCGCCAGUGCAAAAUUCGCGGCCGGGUGUGGAUGGCCAGCUUUCGACUGUUUCUUCAAAGGUUCUGUUCACAUGCAGCCGGACACCUCCUUGGGAAUGAAACGCGUGGAGAUUGUCUGCGCGAACUGUGGCGGUCAUCUCGGGCACUUGUUCGAAGGCGAAGGAUUCACCCAGACCAACGAGCGCCACUGCGUGAAUUCGGUCUCGAUCCGGUACAUUGCUGACGCGAAGCCGGCCCCCCCGUCUGCAGUCACCACGUACAAGUUGGAGCGGGCGAGGCAGGCGCAGCCAAAGUGA